GAUUGCAAACAUCGGUUCUACUGCCCACCUCUCCUGUUUACAAAAUGCAUCGUGCGUCUCCAUCUGUCAAAUGGAUAAGCAGAUAAGCACUAAGCAGACGAAUAUUGUAUCGUUUCAUUGCGCCAGCGUUUACUCAAAUCCACUCGAAAGAGAAACAAUAAUGAGAAACCAUAAACGCGUGGGCUGGAAAAACUCUUGCACCUGAAACGGCGAGAGCUCGGCCCACCUGUGUCUGAAUUAAUCUCACGGAGAGACUGCCUUCUCACAAAUUGGAUUAACGUUGACUACUUGAGCACAUUUUUCUACUCUCUUCGUGCUCACCCAAUUUUCACAAAUUAGUACUCAAUUUACUUAAGAGCAUAGAUCACUGUCGCUAGGGUAGUCCUCCAAAUAGUGGCCUAAAGGUGAGUUAAGUAACUUGAACGCACAGAGAGUGAGUAAGAGCAAACUCGCUGCGUACCAAUGUUGUACCUCUGAGAGAAUGGCUUUCCCACUUAGAAGAGGCGAGAUGUGGCGAUUGGGAAAAUUAUUUAUAUUUAUAACCAGUCAGUUCUCACCGUUCGCACAGCAGAACCGUUCUUUAGUUCACCGCGAGCAAGCAACCGAUACGGAUUAAGAAAACGGAGUUUUGGAAGCGAAAACGAUCGUUCAAGCGAGUCAGACCUAGGAUAACGAUAUUUCCUGGAACCGGACUUUGUGAAAGUUGCGAAAUUCGCCUGGGAAUUUUCCGAAACGUGGUUGAUUCACCAGUGAAGGGGACAUUUUUGGCGUGAACCAGCGCGCGCGUGUUUUUUUGUUGAUUGCCCACAGCAUUUCGGUGGACUUGAAACCGUAACCUGCCUAGGAGAAGAUUUAUUGCAUCGGUCACUAAGCGUCACUAAGACGGUGUUGUAAUACAAGCAGUGAGAUAAUAUUUAAUUAGAAGAAAAGAAGGAAACAAUGUGUUCGGUUGGGUAAAAAUCAGAAUGAAUUUUGAAAAAGUGCUAUCAGAGGAGGAAUUUCGUGAAUUUUUCGGUUUUCCUUCUGAGUGAUUUUCCGCAAGCGUGAAGAGCAACGUCUUCGAAGGGGUCGAACAGUGUCGAACGGUGGACAGUGGUGUUUAUUUUUAGUGAAAUAAUGAAGCCUCUCAGCCGUUGGUGAUUUUCCCGCAGAACGUCAGAAGCAACAAGACCUGUCAGUCAAACUCGUUCUCAAUAUACGGGAAGUUAACCACGAAGCAGAAGAUUUAGAGGUCGAGCGACCAGUGCAUGUUUUUCCCCAAAAAGCGACCGCCGAAAUAGAAUUGCAUCUGCAUACACUGAAUGUGGACGAGGGUGAACAGAAAGGAGGAUAUGUGCUGAACAGGAAAUUUAUGCUCCACUGAAUGAGUCUCGCUUAGGAGGAAAACGAUGCUUUUUGGUAGCCAGACGUAACAUCGGACCCCGCACGUGCUACUGGAUAGUGAAUCGCGAUAGACGCGAUAGAACAGCCAGUGUAAACUAUUUAUAGUUGUUCCACGAACUCCGAAAGAGAAAAAGUAGAACACCAAAAUCACGAACUAGGUCGUUCAUAAGCUAACAGGCAAAGGAGGCGCCCGUUCCUCCUGAUGCUCGAGACGCACCUGGUAGACCACCAACGACGCCAAGAUGUCUUUCUGUCGUAUCACCGGCAAAUGCCGGUCUCUUCCGAAGCCGAACUACUUCCCUAUGCUUCCUCCCAUCUCACCAGCGGAUGCAAAACGAUUCUGCCGAAUUACAGGCAAGUCCUAUGGACUCCCAUCACAUCACUACAUACCCGUAAUGCUGAUCAAAUCUUCAGGAAAAACGAAGUGUAAAGUCACCAACGUAUCUGAUCAACUCGAUCCGCACCAUUAUUUCCCCGGACACUAUGGAAGUCGAAAACAUACCGUCAUUUGCCAAUUUCGAUACGUCUUUCCCAUUCUGGAUGAUCAAGAUGAAGCCCAAAAGAAUCUCACAAACAUUUUGGUGCAAAAAACGAAAUCAAUCGAGCAAAGUCUCUAUGUUUAUAAAGUUGACGAACGCAAUUUUGGACUAGUUUUCCCGGCCAAAUUGGAAGCGGCUGUUCGCGACGGAGAUGUACGUGACGUUAUGCUCGCCAAGGAGUCUGACAAACUCCUCAUAAAACUUAAAAAAGGAAACAGCAUCGCCGUCAGCCUCAAGAACGUCGAACAAGCCGACCUAGAAAACCUUUACGAAGGCGAAGGACCUCGAGAAGAUGUGAUUAAAAAACGUGAAAUAGAAGAUGCCAAACGGCCGAAACCCCAAGGUAGAUCUAAUCUCUCCAGCAUCGCCCACAUUUUCGAAGAGAAAGAGAAGAUUCAAGAUCUCGAAGAAGAAGAGGAACAGAAGUUCAUGGAAGCUCAUCGCGAAAAAGCCGUCCGACUAGCGGAAGAACGUCGCGAACGUCAACUGGAAGAAAAACUAAAAGCUUUGAAACUCAACGAGCACCUGAUCGAACAAGACCCCGAACUCAACGAUCUGGUCAAACCCAUGAUCGAAUCCUGGGACUGGAGCACUUUGGAAAAGGAAGCCUCCGACUCCAGUACUACCACCAACUCCUUCAAGACACUUCCAGAACCUCACCAAAUUACCCCCGUCAAUCUACCGCCAAAACAUCUACAAGUAGAUCACGCCAUCCUGGAAAAAUCCUCCGGCAUGGAAGCGGCAUCCUAUGUUGGGACAAUCACCCCCACCAAAAUCGAGCUCAAAUCAGAACGCCUGAACGUCAUGAAAUCCCUACCUCCGGAUGUACUCGACGCUCUGGCACACGUAGAGGAAAAACUCGCCUCCCAAGCUGAACUUCUCCCGCAUCUAGACGAUCUCGCCUCCGUGAUCACACGUCUGCAAGACUCCCAACCAACGGAAGUCAACGGAAUCCCGGGCGUCAAACUGGUCGUCAAUCACCAGGAAAUCUUCGUUCCUGGCCAAACCUUGGUCAUUAACAACAAACCGACCUUUAUCCCUGGCCAAACCGUUGAAACCGACAAUGGUCUUCUGGAGUUUGUUCCCGGCGUCACGAUCACUUCCCACGACAGCAGCUCGAUUCAGUUCAUUCCCGGCGAGGUCGCUCUGACCAAAGCCGGAAAGCCACAAUCCUUUGUUGCUGGCAAAGUGAUCGACGGUAAGUUCGUUUGUGGCCAAGUGCUCACCGUCAAUGAUGAACCCCAGUUCGUGCAAGGCCAAACGAUCGUCACUCCGGAAGGUGUGAGCAAGUUCGUUGCCGGAGUAGUUGAUGAAAAAACGGGAGAAUUCGUCCCAGGGCAGAACAUUCAAACGCCGGAUGGUGUCAAGUUCGUUCCUGGGCAGACCAUUACCGUCAACGGGAAGGAAAAGUUCAUUCCUGGACAAACUGUUAUGAGGGACAACAAGGAAAUGGUGUUUGUACCCGGUCAGACGGUGGUUGACGAGAAGGGUCAGUCAAAGUUUGUUCCUGGAAAAACAAUCGUUUCUGCCGAAGGAUCCAAAUUUGUCCCCGGCCAGUAUGUGGAUGACACGUUUGUACCUGGCAUAUCUGAUGGAGAGAAGUUUGUUCCUGGUGUGAACAUCGAAACCAAAGAAGGUUCGAAAUUCGUCCAAGGGCAGAUCGUUCAUACCAAGCAUGGUGAUGUAUUCAUGCCGGGUUCCACGAGCGUCAACGAGAAGGGUCAGGUCCUAUUUGAAUUGGCCUCAACGAUCGAUGCCGUAAAAUUCAGUGAAGCCACUCCAGUGGGUAUGGUGAUGGACAGUGACAAUAUGAAGAUUACGGAGCCGGCACUUUGCGUGUUUGGACACAUGGUUCAACAAGAAACCGGGGUGGAGUUCUACCCCGAAAAGAUCAAGAAGGAAGACCUUCCGCAUGGAAAGAUCGUCCCCGGAAAGUUGAUCAAACAACUUGCCCAGACCAAGUUCAUCCCUGGAAUCAACGUAGAAGAAGGCUUCAUACCAGGCCAGGUGGUGCAAACCGAUCAUGGAGAACAGUUCGUACCAGGCCAGGUGAUUGAGACAUCCGAAGGUCUUAAAUUUGUUCCAGGACAGAUUGUUGAAACCAAAAACGGUGCCAAGUUUGUGCCAGGUCAAACGAUGCAAACUGCCGAUGGGCCGAGAUUUGUCCCAGGUCAGAUCAUCAACACCAAAGCUGGUCCGACGUUCAUUCCUGGUCAGGUGAUCUGCACGGACGACGAUGGAGAGAAGUUUGUGCCCGGACAGGUCGUCGAUACCGACGAUGGUCCCCGGUUCGUACCGGGCCGGGUCGUUGAAACAGAGAACAAGGUUACCUUCAUCCCCGGUAGAAUCGUUCAAACUGCAGAAGGACCGAAAUUUGUCGCACCAGAUUUGAAGGAUACGGAAGACGGCGAUGAGGAAUUCUUGGUGCAAAGUUUUGCCGUUACUCCGGAGGAGCUGAAGCUGUUGAAACCGACACAGAACUCGACAACGAUUGAUGCACAGGAAAGCUCUGUGGUCGUGACAUUGGAUAGUUCUAUGCUGCAGCAAUUGUCAGAGGCCGGCAUGCACAUUGGUCGGCAGGUUGAAGCUUCGGCUGUGGACUACGUGCUCGAGAGCACAAAGGAACGAAAGGCCUUGCAGCAGUUCAUAGCAGAGCACAACAUCCAAAAUGGAAGCAUGGAUGUUCUGGAGAACUUGUUCGAUGGAUUGAAAGCGGUUUGUAAGCGAGUUGAUUUAGAUUCACUCCAAUAUGGUUCGGAAGAUGACAAGUUGGUAGACACAUCUGUUUGUAACGGCUCGAUUGGAGCCGUCGAGUCGUUGGCGACGAACCUGGCGACGAUUUUGGCGAACACAAGUGAGUCUGAAAACUGCAAUAUGUACGAGGUGAUUGCCGAAGCCAUUAAGAUGUCCAACGGAGAAUACAGUAUUGAAGAACUGCAACAUGUGAUGGAGAGUCCUGCUGCUGUGGAUUACCUGGCUGGAGUGGUGAACAAGACAAUUGUCAAGAAUAACAUCGAUCAGAAACUGAAAACGAUAACGGCGUUGGUUGGUGAUGAAAACCAAGGUAGAGAAACUAGCGUAGUACCUCCAAAAGGCGCAAUUGAAGAGUUCUGUCAGCUCAUGGACAACGACCGCAUGUCUGAGGCAUUCGUUAAUCUGCUAAAGAAGGAUGAGAAUCUGUUUAAAUCUAUCGUGGCCGGUCUGAAAACAACAGGCGUGGUUGAAGGUAGUGUAAAUAUUUCGGAGAUCCUUCAAGCUGCAGUCGUAGACAGUAUUCAAGAGAAGGCACAAACCGCGAUAAUCGAUCUACUCAAUGAACCCAACAGGGACCAAUUAACUGCGUUGCUGAAGAAGUCAGAAGGUCUAGCUAUGGCGCUGGGAAAUAGUAAAGAAGCGGAAGCCUUCGAAUAUUUACUGACGCAUCCGCAAGCCUUGAAAGAUUUAAAUAAGGAAGAUGAUUUGUUCACGAUCAUCAAUCGUGUACUGAUCAUGGAAGAGUUGGCAGAAGACGACGACGAGUAUCGUGAACUGAUUGAUAGUCUGGAAAGGACCCCUUCGCACGCUACCAAGAGCGAUAAACUUAGGGAUCUAAUUCGUCAAAGUGGUGCCCUUUCAUUCGCUCCUGCCAAAAAGCAAACAAUCGAGUCAUCCAAGGACGUUCCAUUAUCCCUAUUCUACACCAAUAACCAGCUAGCCAUCGAAGAGUUCUUCCUCAAGAGCGGCCAAACCCAGAGACACUGCCCGAAAGCGUUCCUCAUCAUUAAACGAGGCAUCCAGGCAGUAAUCCCUCGCGAGUCUAGCCACGAGGUGCUUGCGGGUAAGAUCGCCUACACCGUGCUGGAUGAGCACGGCAUCCGUCAGUUCCAACCGAUGAACGUCCUGAACGCGCUGCAAAUUACUCCACGGUUCCUGAACCGUUUUUCGAUGUAUACUUGUGAUAUCUGCGAGGAGCCGGAUCUGGACACCCUGAGCAGCAGUAGCAGCCACGGAGACGGCGAUGUGGACAGUGAUGGAUACUACUACAGUCCUCGGCGGCCACUGUCGAGGAAGGGAUCGCUGUACAACAGUAGCACCAGGAGAGCAGACAGACUGGAUUCGCCGAUCCGCCACCAUCAGCGUCCUCCAACGGGUACGACGACGAUGCCGAACGGUUAUCAUGAGCGAUAUGCGCAUCACGUAGAAAGCAUGAAGACUCUUCCGAUGGCCAUGCGGAUAGCGAUCAAGGCCUCCAUCUCGCGGGAAGCACCGAUCAUCAAAUCAUCCAGUCGGGAUUACCUCCACCGGUCCUCGUCGUACUCCCGGCUAAAGUGAAAACAACCGUCGCUUCGCUGCGGUGCUGAUUGGCGCAGAGUUUGUUUAUUGUAAAGUAGGGUUAGGUUCGGGUUAGGGACAGUGGUGGCCGGAUGAUUACGCAUUACCGCAGUAGUGUUGUGGAAACCAAGGAAACUGUUCGGGAGUCCUUGAUUUUCUGAACGAAUUUGCUGAAAGUACCGUCCAUUAAGAACGGGAUAUUGAUUUAUCAAUACUAGAACCCACGAUGAUAUUUCAAGCAUUUGUAAGGUUCCGUCGCGCUCAUUCGUUGACUUUCGAACACAAGCAUUGGGCUCCUGUGGUAAAACUUCUUGUGCGUCAAUUUUUUAGUGGAACACAAAUUCCACUUUAUUAAAUAUUAGGUGACAAUCACGGAUCUUCUGUUUUUUGCCCUACUGAUGAAGUCCUGUGGUUCGUGUCAACAAUUUUAGCAUAAAACCUCCGCAUAACGUUCCGAUUCAUUUCCUAGCACAAAUGUGUUUCGCCAAUCAUCCGACUUGCACUGUAACACCCAAAUACCCAAUAUCUAUAAGUGUGAGCUGUGGUCUUUCAAAAGUAUGAUUAAUGCCAGCUGAGAAAUAGCCUGUAGGAUAUACAUCGUAUUUUGCCAGGGUCAAACAGAUUCAAGCAUGUCUGUUUCACUUGUUUCUCCCAUGCAAAAAAAAUAUGUUGAAGCGAUCAAUCUGUCAGUUUGACCCAGGUGUAGCAAACAAGGUUAGGUUUUUUAUAGAUUGUAAGCGUGACCCCUUUUAGAAAAUUAAGAGAAAACCCCCCAAAUGCACACCACUACGGACAGCGGUUCCGAAGAUGUAAACAUUUUAACCAAUGUAGUCAUUAUUGCCACGAGCGCAUCCAGAAUUAUAUAUGUAUAUUUACAAAUAUAAUAUCUACGCCACAACAUCUGAUGUGUAUAAAGCCAGUAUAGAUUUGCAAUAAAGAGAAAGUGAAAAUCAA
Aedes albopictus (Asian tiger mosquito) is the source of this 7187-nucleotide messenger RNA. RefSeq lists its product as uncharacterized. The transcript has 2 exons. The record is from RefSeq and is a predicted model, not a curated record. Lineage: Eukaryota; Metazoa; Arthropoda; Insecta; Diptera; Culicidae. The coding region runs from base 1626 to 6233 and encodes 1535 amino acids.